CACACACACACACACACAUAUACGCGAUAUAAGGGACGGCAGAGAUUUGCUGCGUUAAACAAACUCACUUGUCGCACUUUUCCACGGAUGCCAGUGCGCGGAAAGUGAAACGGAAAGUGCUACCCACCACCCCACCCGCCGGAGCAGCGCAGGAUUAGCCAGGAGCAAGGAGGAGCAGCAGCGCAACAACUUUCGCAGCAACCCGCAGAUCCACGCAGCCCCCAGCCCCCCCCCUGCAAAAUGGUCAAGCUGUUCGCGUUGAGCAUCUUCCACAAGGGCGCCAGCGAGGCGCGUCUCCUGAAGACCGCCGCCGACCUGCAGUCCUUCUCCUUUUUCCAACGUGGCACCGUCAACGAGUUCAUGACCUUCGCAUCCAAGACCAUCGUGGAGCGCACACAGCCCGCUUUGCGGCAAUCGGUGAAGCAGGACGCCUACAUGUGCCAUGUCUAUGUGCGGGCAGACAACCUGGCCGGGGUCCUAAUCGCCGACCACGAGUAUCCGCAUCGCGUGGCCCACACACUCAUCACAAAGAUCCUCGACGACUUCACGGCCAAGGUGUCGGCGGAUCAGUGGCCCAAUGGCUCGGAGGCCACCAUUUCGUUCGACCUGCUGCCGGCGUUCCUGGCGCGCUACCAGAAUCCCGUCGAGGCCGAUCCGCUGACGAAGAUGCAAAACGACCUGGACGAGACGAAGAUCAUACUGAAGAACACCAUCGAGGCGGUGCUGGAGCGGGGCGAGAAGCUGGACGACAUGGUCAGCAAGUCGGAGAAGCUGUCGCUGCAGAGCAAGGCCUUCUACAAGACGGCGAAAAAGACCAACUCGUGCUGCAGCUUCACCUAGGCACCGCCGACAGGCCACACAUCUCAUUCCUCACUCUGAUCCCCUCAAGCAACCACAGGAAACACCAGAUAAUGCAAAUCAAAGACAACACAAAAAAGGAUCAAGGAUAGAACACUCGAUAACACCAACAAACAAACAAACAAACUGCUAGGGAGCGGCGUGGCUUGGAGUUUGAUGAUUGCUUUUUAUAAAUGAAUUAGUUAAUUUUAUAUACUAUACACUAUAUACACUAUACUGUAUGAAUAGGAAGGCCAGUUGCCAGUUAUGUAAGCCCGCUAACCCAAUGUUUACUCGUCUGCGGAUCUUCGGGUCCUGUCUGUAUAUGUCUACGCUUUGGAUAUCUGGAUGUUAAUUACUACCAAUACAAAAUACGAUCUUAACCCAUGUA
Messenger RNA from Drosophila takahashii, 1228 nucleotides. RefSeq names its product YKT6 v-SNARE (gene Ykt6). NCBI's taxonomy places the organism in Eukaryota, Metazoa, Arthropoda, Insecta, Diptera, Drosophilidae. Gene Ontology annotation, biological process: endoplasmic reticulum to Golgi vesicle-mediated transport. Gene Ontology annotation, cellular component: Golgi apparatus. The record is from RefSeq and is a predicted model, not a curated record. Gene Ontology annotation, molecular function: SNAP receptor activity.